GUUGAUAGUUCUCAUCCACUCCAUAUAAUUUUCUCCAUUAGGAGGCUUCUACUGUAUUAUGGACAAGGCCAUAUCAUCUACGUCAUCCAAUCUGAUGUCUAAAGCAUGGACUAUGGCCUACACUGCAUACCAGAGGCAUUCUCAGACGAAUCUGAUCUGACCGCUGAGUCAGCCCCAACCGCCGAGUUUCGCGAGCCACUGCCUUGCUCUUCGCUCCGUCGCCCACCAAAAUCCACCAAAUUUUCUGCCGAUUUCCGGCACCUGCACGCUGGUUCCUCUCUGCUGCACUCUCCAUUUUGCAUGUGUUAUCGGGUCCCGCGGUUCCAAGGCCGUCGGAUGUUUCUUGAUUUAUACUGAUGGAUCUGGAGUUCCGGGGUGUCCUGGCACCGACUGGGUUGGCGACACAUGCCAAUCUGAUAACACCCCCGGCCUCCUCCAGCGACCUUCGGAGCACCCCGAGGUUGCCCCGGCCGGUGACAGCCUUCGACUUCGCGCCCAAAAACUUAGAACCGGGCGAUAUGGAGAAGCUCCCCGCCAUCACUGGCAAGCGGCGGGGUGGCUGUAGAAAGGCUUGUAAUGAGUGUAAACAGCAAAAGCUUCGGUGCGACAUUGUGCAAACACCCGCGGAUGCUUGCUCGCGCUGCCGGCGGCUCCAAAUAGAAUGCAAGGUCGAGCCCACUUUCAAACGGAUCUCCAAACGAAGGCGCAAUGCUGAAAUGGAACGGGAGAUCGCAGAGCUCCGCCGGCGGCUUGCCACUGGCGAUCACCCGCAGGCCGUGGAAGCCAAUGGCAGCGAUGAGCUCUCCCAGUGUUCCGAGGAUGUCUUUUGUCCGCCUGAUGCGGCGGUUGCAAACAGGGCGCGGCCGCUGUCGGCGCCGUUGGAGCCUCAACCGAUGGCUACCCCGUUGACCAUGCAUAGAGAUGGGUCCAUUCUUUCUCAGGAGGAUAACCCAUGGCGACUGGAAGAUGUCUCGCUGUCUAGGACGAGGGUGGCACGUCUAUUUGAACAGUUCUUCAAGUACUACCACCCGUUUCUCCCUCUGUUGAAUCCGCAAAAGCACCCGGAUGAGUAUCUGCGUCGCUGUCCUUUGCAGGCAUGGACUAUCAUCUGUGUCGCUAGUCGACGAGCGCCCUCGGAGCCAGGCCUCCUGAGUGCGCUGUCGGGGCCGUUCAGCAGACUGCUCUGGUCCACCAUCACCGGUGUACCGCAAGACUACCGUGUAGUCAAGGCUCUUUGCCUUCUCUGCACCUGGCCGUUGCCCACGACGAGCCAGCGGACCGAUGCCACCUUCAUGCUCAGUGGAUUAAUGAUGCAAAUUUCCAUGCAGCUGGGAUUGCAUCGGCCCGUCCAAGCGGAGGAGUUCACCACUUUCCGCAUGGAAGUCCAAGGGGAAGCUGUCAAAGACCGUCUACAGACAUGGGUCAUAUGUAACAUUGUGGCUCAGAACGUCGCCACCGGCUAUGGACAACCCCCCGUGACUAUCUACGAUUGGGCGCUCGAGCCAGCAUCGCUUCGAGACGCCGACUAUCAGCCUUCCGAAGAUCUGAAGACUCGGCUACGGAUUGAAAAAUUCUGCGACCGUGUGACCAAAUCACUGUACAGCAGCAAGCCCGACCCGGCGGAGUUCAUCAGCUCGGAGAAGUUGCUGAUCGUGCAGCUUCUAGAGAACGAGCUGCGAGACAUGGAGGUGGAAUUCGGACGAGAUAUUUCCAAUAUCAACAUGAUCCAUCUCCGAGCCGCUGAAUUGCAUCUACGAUACUUUGUUUUCCUUGGCUCCAGUGCACGAAGUGACGACUUGACGAAGCUUUUCAUUGCCACCACAUCAUUCCUUGGCCGCGUGCUCGAUCUCGAAACGUCACCCGGGGAGCUUAUUGGCCAUGCAACCAACUACAUUCUCCAGAUGAUCGUUUCGGCUGCAUUUGCCCUCAUGAAGCUGCUGAAGAGUGACUUCCGACGCCACAUCGACUUCGAACAUGGGAAGCUGCUGUUCAACGGAGCGAUCUCGGCGAUCCGCAGAAUCAGUGUGAUGGACCACGACCGUCCCGUGCGUCUUGCGGACAUUCUAGCACAGAUGUGGAAUGCCGGCACCCCGGAGGGACCGGCGGGCGAGGAUGCUCUGCAGCUGAAAGUGCGUUGCCGGAUGAGUAUGAGCCAUGUUUACGAUACCGUUUGGCGUUGGCGCCAGCGAUUCCGCCCGAUGAAGAGCAUCGAGGAUCCGCAAGCUACCAUUGCGAACCCCAGUCUCUCGGCGGCGGCCGGCCCCAUGACGCGACCAGAGGAGUCGCUGGCCGAUCCCGGGUUGAUCUACCCGCCAAACUUCGACCAAGGGGCAUUCAUCAGCGAGGCGGGGUUCUCGGAGGUGUUUGAUUCGCUCAACUGGGUGUUUGACGGGAUUCCCGACACGUUUGUGGCGCCUCCGGUCAUGUAGGCUCGUCACGCAUUGCAUCUCGGCGCCGGGGGGUUCUGGUUCAUGCGAUUGUUGAAGUGUACCCUUGUGGAUACCUUGUACUCUGUUUUGUACAUAUGUUGAUGCCAUGACGAUCACUAGAUACCAUUGCGUGAAUAGCCGUUGACGAUUACCAGAUCC
Aspergillus ibericus CBS 121593 is the source of this 2588-nucleotide messenger RNA. Its product is annotated as transcription factor domain-containing protein. Gene Ontology annotation, biological process: regulation of DNA-templated transcription; DNA-templated transcription. Gene Ontology annotation, cellular component: nucleus. The record is from RefSeq and is a predicted model, not a curated record. The coding region runs from base 357 to 2429 and encodes 690 amino acids. The transcript has 8 exons. NCBI's taxonomy places the organism in Eukaryota, Fungi, Ascomycota, Eurotiomycetes, Eurotiales, Aspergillaceae. Gene Ontology annotation, molecular function: zinc ion binding; DNA-binding transcription factor activity, RNA polymerase II-specific; transcription cis-regulatory region binding.